Messenger RNA from Aphanomyces invadans, 1974 nucleotides. Its product is annotated as arginine-tRNA ligase, variant 2. The coding region runs from base 6 to 1427 and encodes 473 amino acids. The record is from RefSeq and is a predicted model, not a curated record. The transcript has 15 exons. NCBI's taxonomy places the organism in Eukaryota, Oomycota, Saprolegniomycetes, Saprolegniales, Verrucalvaceae. Gene Ontology annotation, cellular component: cytoplasm. Gene Ontology annotation, molecular function: arginine-tRNA ligase activity; ATP binding. Gene Ontology annotation, biological process: arginyl-tRNA aminoacylation.
CAAUAAUGUGGCGAGGAGUCCAUCGGCGGGCCGUGUCGACGUUCUCGAUCCAGGCGCGGCUCCAGGCCGGCCUUCUUGGCGGUCAUGCAGACUUCACUGAGAAGACGACGUUCUUCCGGCGAUCCCACCAACCUAAUGUUGACUACCAGACGAGCGCCGUGAUGAGCUUGGGGCUCCCAAAAAACACAGUGCUGUCCACGGCGCAAUCCGUUGCUCAAACGUACGGCGAACAGCACGAAUGGAUCGCAUCUGCAUCUGCAGCCAAGCCAGGCUUUAUAAAUGUCAAGCUCAAGGACGACUGGAUCGCCGAACAUACCGUGCAUGUCGCCACACGCGGCGUGCAACCCCGCCGCCAGGACCGUCCUGAGAAUGUGCUGGUCGAUUUUGCAUCGCCCAACAUGGGCAAAGAACUGCACGUGGGCCAUUUACGGUCGAGCGUUCUCGGCGACACCAUCAGCAACCUGCUCGAAUUUCAAGGGCAUGCGGUGUCGCGCAUCAGCCACGUCGGUGACUUGGGGGCAGCAAUUGCAACGCUAAUUGUGCAAGCGUUGGACAUUCAAGACAAUGCGACGCAUGGAUUGCCGCGGACAUUUGACGAAACCACAACCGUUUCUACACUUGGUCAAUGGUACGAGCGCGGCAAACAUCGCUUGGGCAGCAGCGACGUCGCGUUCAAAGCUGCGGUGGACGAGACGGUCCUCGGGCUUCAGCGACAGGACCCCAAGUGGCAACAUCCAUGGGAGCUCACGUGCUCCAUCAGUCGCGCGGCCCAUCAAAGUUUGUACCAGCGCUUGCGAGUCAAGGUGCACGAACGCGGCGAAGCCACAUACAUAUCGAUGAUCCCAACCGUCUUGAGCAAGCUCCGUGCGAUCGCUUCAGAGUCCCAAGGCGCGCUGUGUAUCUUUGUCGACGGCCCUGACAAGUCGCCCAUGCUGGUGCGUAAACAGGACGGCGGGUUUUUGUACGCCACCACGGACCUCGCUGCGCUGUAUUCCCGAGUGUUUGGGUGGGCUACAGACCCCAUCGCAUACGAUCGGCUCAUCUACGUGACCGAUUUAAGCCAGAGUUUGCACUUUCGCCACUUGUUCGAGGCGGCCAAAUUGGCAGGGUGGCUCGCAGACCGCCCCGUCAAGCUGGAGCAUGCUGGCUUUGGCCUCGUCAUGGGCGAAGACGGCACCAAGUUGAGUUCUCGUAAAGGUGGGGCAACAACGCUGGGCGAGUUGUUGGACCAAGCCGCGUUGGAAUCCCAGGCGCGGUCGGUCGUCCCCAAUGCAGACCACCGCGCGAUUGGAGAUGCCGCGGUGCGGUACUAUGAGUUGGCACAACAUCGCGAGCGCAACUACAAGUUUUCGUUUGCCAACGUAUUGAAUUUAAAAGGCAACACGGCGCCGUACUUGAUGUAUGCGAUGGCCCGCCUCCAGGUAUGAACUUGCACCACAUGCUUGAGCACGCAGCCACAUCGCCGAUGCGCGCCUGCAACUGUCAUGCGCGUGCAUCAUGUAGGGGAUCCUGCGCAAGGCCGACCUGCCCCACGCAGCAUCAUGGGCCGAUUACUUGGCUCAGCAUGCUGACGCAACAACGGAGCUGCAGCAUGCGUCAAGCACGUGGCACCCCAACGAGCGGGCGCUGGCACUCGUACUUGGGCAGUUCGAAGACGCCUUGAUUGACACCCAAACCCACUGGCACCCGCACCUCCUCGCCGACUACUUGUUUCGCGUCGUGACAGCGUUCCACUCGUUCUACGAGACAUGCCUCGUUCAAGCAAACCCGUCGCGGCUCAUCUUGUGCGCUGCCACCGACGCUGUCCUUCGCCGUGGCCUGCACCUGCUAGGCAUUCCAUCCGUCGACCGCAUGUAGCCACAUGCAACACGGUCACUUGCCAAACCAAAUCGAGUCUAGACCGAAGAAAAGGACCAACAAAGUUGUGUGUCUGCUUUCCUUUGUGGAUGUCAACCAUCCAGGACAUACUUGUGA